Molecule: messenger RNA, 1623 nt
Organism: Passer domesticus (house sparrow)
Lineage: Eukaryota; Metazoa; Chordata; Aves; Passeriformes; Passeridae
Product: cystathionine gamma-lyase-like
Exons: 12
Coding region: 16-1221 (401 amino acids)
Biological process (GO): transsulfuration
Cellular component (GO): cytoplasm
Molecular function (GO): carbon-sulfur lyase activity; pyridoxal phosphate binding
Source: RefSeq, a predicted model, not a curated record
CUCAGAGCCGCGACCAUGGCAGGUGGUAACGCACCGGACUUCCUGCCACCCUUUAAGCACUUCGCCACCGAUGCCAUCCACGUCGGGCAGGAGCCCGAGCAGUGGAGUUCCAAGGCCGUUGUGCCGCCCAUCACGCUCUCCACCAUGUUCAAGCAGCGAGUGCCCGGGAAGGACGAGGGUUAUGCAUACACCCGGUAUGAUAAUCCGAACCGGCAUAUCCUGGAAAACGUUAUAGCCGCCCUCGAUGGAGCCAAAUACAGCUUGGCUUUUUCGUCUGGCUUAGCAGCUAUUUCAAACAUCUGUCACCUGCUGGAUUCAGGAGACACAAUUAUCUCCAUGAAUGAGAUGUAUGAAGGCACGAGAGAAUUAUUCGAAAAAUUAGAAGAGGAGUUUAAUUUGAAAGUGGUAUAUAUUGACUGCAGAGACCAAAAAAAGCUGGAAGAUGCAAUUAGACAAGAGACCAAGACCAAGCUGGUUUGGCUGGAGAGCCCCACAAAUCCUGUGCUGACAGUGCUGGACAUCAGAGCCUGUGCAGAGGUGGCACACAGGUUCCAAGAUGUGCUGGUGGCCGUGGACAACAGCUUCAUGUCUCCAUAUUUCCAGCGUCCCUUGGCCCUGGGGGCUGAUAUUUGUAUGUCUUCUGCAACCAAGUACAUGAAUGGGCACAGUGAUGUCCUCAUGGGCCUGGUCUCUGUGAACAGGGAUGAUCUCUAUGAGAGGCUGAAAUUCCUGCAGACCCGCCUGGGAGCUGUCCCCUCCCCCUUUGACUGUUACAUGUGCAACCGGGGGCUCAAGACUCUGCACCUCCGGAUGAAGCUGCAUUCCAAGAAUGGCCUGGCUGUGGCUGAGUUCCUGCAAUCCCAUCCCAGGGUGGAGAGGGUCAUUUACCCAGGGCUGUCUUCCCACCCUCAGUAUGAGUUGAUGAAGAAGCAGUGCACAGGCUGUCCUGGGAUGGUCACCUUCUACAUCAAAGGGAAAAAAGGAAAUGCCAUUGCCUUUCUUGAGAAUUUGAAGGUGUUCACCCUGGGUGUUAGUCUGGGUGGCUUCGAGAGCCUGGCAGAGCAUCCGUACACCAUGACACAUGGCUACAUGGAUGCCAAGACCAAGGAAGAGCUGGGAAUCACAGACACCUUGAUCCGCCUCUCGGUGGGGCUGGAGGAUGAGGAGGAUUUGCUGGCAGACCUGGACCAGGCCCUGGAGGCUGCGUUUCGUAAAUCUUGAGGGUCAAACAGGACCUUGGAACUGGACAUGGCUGUGGACGAGGACACGGAAACCAAACCCCUCUUGCUUUGCCUUUGCUUUGCCAGCAGAGCCCAGUGUUCCUCCUGCUGCUGCAGGGUUUGGGCACUGGGGCUGCUUCCUCUUACUGCUCUCAGGUCAUUCUCUUCUCACCCAUCAGCUCAGCUCAAAAACUGGGUUGACCUCAGAUUUAUUUUAAUUAGGUGUCAGAUUUGCUUAAAAGCUUUUCCUUCUCUUGAUGCAACACUGAUGAUGAAGUGAAAUCCAACUCCUGGCAAAUAAUAACUGUCUGAAGAGAAAUCUUUGUCAUUUGAAAAAAUCAUGUGCUGUGGGAAUGAUUGGAAUUCUUUUAAUUAAAAUCUGCUUUUCCUUUCCUUGCUUAUA